AUGUCUGGACACGGUGGAUGGCCAGGCGGCAUUCCUUGGAGUAAUUUCGAUGACGAUGGGGACCAUCGAGAUUACUCAAGAGGACCAUUUGUAUAUAGCAAUAUUCGUGCCCCAAAUGGUACAUUACACCCACAACUAAAUCGAGCGGAUCGUGGAGGACAUGGGAGCAAUGGCCGUGACACUUACAGACAAGGAGGAAAUCGCCUCGGAAGCGAUCGUGGACGAAAUGGGAAUGGGUACCGCGACCUUCCAGAGUUUCUACGCCGCCUCAACCUCAAUGGAGGCCUGCAAGGAGGUCGAGGUCCCCAACGGCCUAAUCAAUGGCGAUUCGGUGGUCCUCCCGUUCCUGGCCAGCCCGUUCCGCGACCAGACACUCCGGAGCCGAGUGCUCCAUCCCUCCCACGGCCACCGUCGCGCCCAGUGAGUCCGCUGAAAUCAACGCCAGAACCACGUCCGUACCCAAGUGGAGGCGAGGACCGCGAAGACGGCGAAGAUAUCUUUACAACCUGGGUUCUUCGUCUGGACACAGAUCAGCACAAAUGUGUGGACGAGGGGUUAUUCCGCCAGCCCUUCAGCCCGGACCCGAUAGUCAUGGAGAAUGAUAGGAUUCUCCAGCCUCGGGGGACCGUUGUUCUUCCCAUCAAGCCUGGACGCCGCUACAACAUGGACAUGAGUGUAAUGACCAUCUCAAAUGUGCUGUACACCCCAAGGGGGAAGCACUCGGAGCUUAGCUUCCCGGUGUUGGAAAAGCAAGGCUUCGCUUUGCAUGAGACUCGCCGUCCUCCCGCCUCCAUCCUGAGAAGACUUCCUCGAGCUUUUGCAAAGGGUAAAUUUUAUACCCUUCAGCAUGACAACCUGCCGGGCGUGUAUAUACUCUAUGCCUGUCGUCUAGAUGGCGAUCCCAACCGCCUGUCAGUAUUGCCUCCGAAGCCGUCGGUAGAUAAGGGGAACUGGAUUGAAGGCGUCCAGAGUGGUGUCCUCGGAAGAGCGGUUGAUAUGGACGGAACUCUUGGUUGGACAGAAGCAUCUGAACACAGCAAGUUUGAGGAACUGGUGCUCGAUCCACUAGGCCGUAGGAGAGCUGAUCUCGAGAGGAUUGCAGGCGAGGACGAUAUCACAACUGUGCUGCACUGA
Exophiala aquamarina CBS 119918 is the source of this 1134-nucleotide messenger RNA. RefSeq lists its product as uncharacterized. Bases 1 to 1134 code for a protein of 377 amino acids. NCBI's taxonomy places the organism in Eukaryota, Fungi, Ascomycota, Eurotiomycetes, Chaetothyriales, Herpotrichiellaceae. The transcript has 2 exons. The record is from RefSeq and is a predicted model, not a curated record.